This is a messenger RNA of Rubroshorea leprosula, 1464 nucleotides long. The record is from the annotation of a GenBank genome assembly. Lineage: Eukaryota; Viridiplantae; Streptophyta; Magnoliopsida; Malvales; Dipterocarpaceae.
ACUUAAAUUGUUCAUCCGUUUCUUUUUCUCCUCCGUCCUCGUAGGAGGUCGGAUUCCAGAAUGUUCGUUUUGCCGAAUCCGCCUGAAUGAUGCGUUAUCUACCCAUUUUUAUGGGUGAAGUUGGAAUCUAACUCCAAACUCCAUUUUUGUAUAAAAACCUCUGGAGUUAACGUAGAGUGGUUUCCAGUCAAGAUGUCGAACUAUUCUAGUGGAGACGAGUCUCAGGUGGAACGGCGGUCCGGAAAUUUUGGGUGCUCUCACUAUAGAAGGAGAUGCAAGAUCAGGGCACCCUGUUGCAAUGAGAUAUUCGACUGCAGACAUUGCCACAACGAAUCAAAGAACUCGAUUGAAGUUGAUCCUUUAGAUAGACACGACAUUCCACGCCAUGAUAUAGAGAAGGUUAUCUGUUCUUUGUGUGACACGGAACAAGCUGUUCAACAACACUGUAUCCAGUGUGGGGUUUGCAUGGGGGAGUACUUUUGCUCCAAAUGCAAGUUCUUUGAUGAUGAUAUUACAAAGAAUCAGUACCACUGCAAUGAAUGUGGCAUCUGCAGAACCGGUGGGGCAGAAAAUUCUUUCCAUUGCAGUAAGUGUGGAUGUUGCUACCCUACAGUUUUGAAGGACUCACACAAUUGUGUUGAAAGAGCCAUGCAUCAUAACUGCCCAGUUUGCUUUGAGUUCCUCUUUGAAACAACAAAAGACAUUUCUGUCUUACUUUGCGGACAUACCAUUCAUUUGGAAUGUGUGCGACAGAUGGUGCGUCACUUGCAGUAUUCUUGCCCUGUCUGCUCCAAAUCAUUUUGUGAUAUGUCCCACGUGUGGGAAAGACUUGAUCGUGAGAUUGCUUCAACACCGAUGCCACUAAUUUAUCAGAAUAAGAUGGUGUGGAUCCUCUGCAAUGAUUGUGGGGAAACCUCAGAGGUAAAUUACCAUAUUGUGGCACACAAGUGCUUGAAGUGCAAUUCAUACAAUACAAGACAGACUCGUGGAGGCCCUGCAUCGUGCUCCUCAGGGAUUGAGGAGGAGAUGCUGAGAUGAUGGAUUUUGUGACCAAUAUUCCUACCUUCUUAAAGUUUCACUUCAAGGUCCAUUGUCCAAGUUAUUCAUUCUCUGCUAUGGAAUAGGGUAUUUUGCCAGAGGCAGUAGCUCGCUAGAAUACUUAUUCCCUUUUUCUUUCUCACUCGUUUCUGUUCCCUGCAAUGUGAGAUAUGUGCAUGACAGAAAACUGAUUGUAUUAGUUAGUAAAUGUGUCAACUGGUCAUCGAAGGAUCAGAUAAAGUGUAAUAUGGCAUUAGCAGUAAGGAAUAAAUUUAAAUUUGCUAUGCCAUUUCGAUUCUUCUGCAACUUCCGGAGUCUUAGCUUGUCCAGAGUGAUAAUGGCUUGCGUUUGCAAUGGCUAUGCCAGUUUGCUUAAGAUUCCUCAUCUUCUUUCUCAUGUAGUGUGGAACAAAUUUGACUUUGUUCU